AUGGGACUCUGCCGUGUAGAGUGUCUGUGUGUGCUAACAUUGGCGAUAAGCGCCCUCGCCUCAAUCAAUGAUAACGCGCUUGAGAGUGGCGAACGUGUUAUCCAAGUUUCACCAGUUCUAGCCCCUCCGAGGGACUCAAGGACUCAUGUGACGGACAGAGCCCGACAGUUUCCUAUAUUAGUAUUACUGACACAGCGUCAUGAACCUAGAGCACCUGAGCCGCAAGCUAAAGCCUUGCCAAUUGAUCGGCAACCAAUUUAUGUUCAAAAACUUGAAGACCAAGAAAAAUCACAAUUGAACAGACAAAAGCGCCAUCUACAUAAACUAUUAGGACUCGGAGGUGGAAUAUCCUUUGGCGGAGGUAGUAGUUUCGGCCACGGUGGUGGUGGAGGUUAUGGUGGUGGACAUGGUGGCGGAUAUGAUGGCGGGUAUGGCGGCCACGGUGGAUACCAGGAGCCUACGAAGACCAUUGUAGUGAAAGUUGUAAAGGAGCAUGGUCAUCAUGGAGGCGGUAAUUACGGAGGUGGCAAUUACGGAGGUGGUAACUACGGCGGUGGAUAUCCCUCGCAAAACAGCGGCUAUGGCGGAGGAUAUGGCGGAGGAUAUGGCGGUGGUGGUGGAGGAGGAGGAGGCGGUGGAGGAGGAGGUGGAGGCGGCGGAGGCUAUGGCGCAGGUUUCGGAGGUGGAUUUGGUUACGGAGGAGGAGGCGGAGGUGGUGGAAACUAUGGAGGAGGAUCCCCCUCAUAUGGCGGUCACGUACAACCAAGUCAUGGUGGUUGUGGAGGUGGCUGCGGUGGUAACUACGGUGGUAAUGGCGGCGGCACUGCGACGGCCACAGCGACGGCUACUGCGAGUGCUCAUAGCAGUUCUUACGGGUACAAAAAACGU
Messenger RNA from Brenthis ino (lesser marbled fritillary), 888 nucleotides. The record is from the annotation of a GenBank genome assembly. Lineage: Eukaryota; Metazoa; Arthropoda; Insecta; Lepidoptera; Nymphalidae.